UUAACCACCUCCCCUCUGGCCGUUGUAUAUAAACGGCCGGACGGGAGCAGUGCAGGGGCGGGUGUACGUUUAUAAAUGGCCUCCCCACCCCCUGCCUGUGCGCACUCCCUGGAAGCACGCAGCACUGCGAUCCGGUGCCGCUGUGUCCUCGCGGACACAGUAGAACACCGAUCGUCGUACGGAACCUCUGUGCGAUCAUGUGGCCAAUCGGUGAUCACUGUACGGGUCCUCUGUGUGAGGUCCCGAUUCAUGUGAUCACUUCCAGACAUGAUUGCUUACUACUAGUGAAAUCUGUGACUGAUCACAGAGGUCACAUGGCGCAAGGCUAUUCACAACAGCCUUGUACCAUGUGACAAGCUGUGACCAAUCACAGCUCUCACAGUA
Molecule: messenger RNA, 384 nt
Organism: Staurois parvus
Lineage: Eukaryota; Metazoa; Chordata; Amphibia; Anura; Ranidae
Source: the annotation of a GenBank genome assembly